CUCAACUUUAUGUUCAACCAAGCUCCAGAACAUUUCUACGAACUGGAAUGCAAUUGGAACUUCCGAUGGCCAGCGUGCUGGAAUUUCUCGAUCCGCUGCCCUGAGAUCAUGGAGCGUGGGCCUUACUUGGUGCAUGGCAUCGGCGCCUCCUUUUUAAAUGGCGCACGUCAUCCAAAGAUUGCAACUCUCGCAGAGCAGUGGGACGCGUGGGACAUGUCCCAGCCUUUAGAGACUCUCACUAAUAUUCUGACUGAAAUUCUACCCACCGCGGUCUCAAAAUACGGACACUGCAGUAAAGUUGAGGGAUUCGACGAGGCGCUUAUAAAACAACUUGUCCUACUUAAUUCAGAGAACAUUUCACUGUAAUUCUUCAAAUGUUCGUUGUGAUUGUUUACAUUAAACAGCGAAUGUCAAAGGAGCGAGCAUUUUUAUGAAUGCCUUUCAAUUUGAACGGCAUGGCUGGAUUGCUUCCGUACAUAACUGAAGUAUGGUGGUGAAAAACAUCAUAUGUGACUGCAACGCAUUCAGAUAUGGACUGCUUCUUGCAAAAUCAUAAUACCAUUUGCAGAUUAUUCACGCAGAUAGUUUGUAUGAUGAUAUCUCGCAGUUCACAAUACCUAUUAUAAUGAAACAAAAUAAACAUCGUUCAUUUGAACAUAAACGUGCCUCUGAAAUACAAGCUAAUUUGAAAUGUAUAAUGAUGCAGGAUUUAAUUUUUUACGUGAAAGCUUUACUGUUUUAAAUUUCAAAUAAAUAGAUCCCAAUGCCAAUAUUCUAAC
Hyalella azteca is the source of this 779-nucleotide messenger RNA. RefSeq lists its product as uncharacterized. The record is from RefSeq and is a predicted model, not a curated record. Bases 10 to 366 code for a protein of 118 amino acids. The transcript has 3 exons. Lineage: Eukaryota; Metazoa; Arthropoda; Malacostraca; Amphipoda; Hyalellidae.